AUGGAACCCGAAACCACCUACGUGCGCCCUCACUCUGAAGCGGACUGGGACAAAUGGCGUCCUCUCUUCACCCGCUUAUACAUUGAGGAGAACCGUACUCUGCCUCAGGUCAUGGAGAUCAUGAGGGAUGAACACCGGGUUUGGGCAAGUCAGAAAAUGUACAAGAACAAAAUCAAGGCCUGGAAUUUGCGCAAGUACCUCAAGGAAGACGAGGCUCAACAAAUACUGGAGGGCGAGAUCCCCGAAACGGGCGCCAUUGCCACGGCGGGUGACCCCGAGGAGGUGAAGAAACGAGCGGCACGGUCAAUACAACGAAAGCGAGCCCGUCAACGGGCUCGGAUUCAGAUCCCGUCUCCGGACCAGCCUUCGCCGAUGGCGUUAGCAUUAUCCCCUUCUCCGUUGACACCGACGACACCAUCUUCACCGAUGGAACCGUCCGGCGCGUUGGUGCCCUCGAUGACUCUCGGGGAAGCUGUCACGACGCCGCAGCUCGACCACUUUCGAGUUACGGGAGUCACGAUCACCGAACAGUUCCUCAGAAAUCUGCGCCGAUGGACCCAUGACGCCUACGUUUUCGGCCACUGGGAUAUGCAACAAUCUGCGAAACAUCACAGCGGACGGCGCGCAUCUCGUUUACUCUCUUCAUCUCUCACGGCCGGCAUCAAUCUCUUCGAAAAUAAAAAGGAGGAGCUUGCCUGGACCCACUGGAACCGCGCUUUUGCCAGCUUCCAAAGUUCGGAUCUUUUCAAGACGUGGUACCAUGAGAUCCCCAUGUCCCUCCUGUUCGAAGUGGGUCGGGUGGCACACAGCGGCCAUGACCAGCUCGCCGCGUUGUUGCUCAAGUCCAUCCGAAACUGGGCCCAUACCUUUUUGGAUGAGAAUGAUUCUCGGCACGCCCUUCUCAGCUCCUUCGGCGAGCUGCAGGUCGCCCAGCUUCGAGACCUGUAUCAUCGUGCAGCACGCUGCCUGUACGACGGUCUAGAGUCUCGAGUAGACAAGCACAGCCAGCUGCUUUACGAAGUGCGACUCAAUCGGGCUCUGGAUAUGCUGUGGUACGACCCUCAAACCGACUUGACGAACUGGCUACCUCCAAUCGAAGAGGUCGACCAGGCCUGUGGACCAAACAAUUCCUACGCGGUCUAUUUCCUUUUACUGGAAGCGUACAGACUGGUCGCCAAGGAGUUGUACACGGAUGCCGAUCAAGUCUGCUCGCAAGUCCGCAACCGAUUGACAGCGAUGCAAGGAGUCCAAGGAAGCAUCGACCCCUGGCGCGUCGGAUUGGCGUACCGGCGACUUGGUCGACAGCAACACUCGAAAGGCCGCUUCACAGAUGCACGUCGGAGCUUCAACACGGCGCUCAAAUAUGUCAGCGGUGACUCCCAACUAUCAAUGUCGGUGUUGAUAGAAAUCUGUCAGCGUCAGGAGAGCAUGGCCAAUGCCGUGCAUGACCAAGAAGAUGUCUUCUUCUGGAGUCAAAUGCUCUCGCGGUUGGAACAACAAGCCAAGGAUCAAGGGGAGGCCGACAUAUUAAAACGGCCUCAAACCUUCUCCGAUGGCACUGCCGAUGGCGCUGGUGCUGGCGCGCUCAUCGUCAGCAAGAAAAGACGACUUUCGCCUGGGCCCACUCGUCGAUCGACGUUUUAA
This is a messenger RNA of Rhinocladiella mackenziei CBS 650.93, 1644 nucleotides long. RefSeq lists its product as uncharacterized. The transcript has 2 exons. Lineage: Eukaryota; Fungi; Ascomycota; Eurotiomycetes; Chaetothyriales; Herpotrichiellaceae. Bases 1 to 1644 code for a protein of 547 amino acids. The record is from RefSeq and is a predicted model, not a curated record.